Messenger RNA from Schistosoma bovis, 1889 nucleotides. NCBI's taxonomy places the organism in Eukaryota, Metazoa, Platyhelminthes, Trematoda, Strigeidida, Schistosomatidae. The record is from the annotation of a GenBank genome assembly.
AUGUCUUGGUCAGAACGUGCUAUGAAAUGUGCAGGGAGGUGGAACUUAUUUACCUCGAACGAAUCACAUUGUUGUUCCACAUGCAUUCCUCACUAUAAUAAUCAAUCUUUUGUUUCAUUUUCCUGCCGCUCCCCUAGCGUUUCAGAUACCGUCCUCAGAAUUAUUCGUAAUGAAGGUAUUUUAUCUCUUUGGAGUGGACUCUCCCCAACACUUGUUAUGACACUUCCUCAAACUGUUAUCUACUUCACUGUCAAUGAUUGGCUGAAAUAUCGUGUUGGAUAUACUUCUAAGACUGUCAACAAAUCACAAGUAAUGACAAGUGGAUCUUUCCAAAACUUCAUCUCCCCUAAAGAUUUCCUCCCUCCAUUAGUUGGAGGUGUGUCUCGAAUUUUCGCGGUAAUGGCUGUAUCACCAAUAGAAUUGUUACGUACAAAAAUCCAAGCUAGGAAAGUACUCUACCGAGAUAUAACAUCGUUAGUUGUUACAACAGUGAAACAGGAUGGUCUGAAAAGUUUGUGGUUAGGUGCUGGACCAACUCUGUUACGUGAUGUUCCUUAUUCUAUGGUAUUUUGGUUAACUUACGACUAUAUGAAAUCUGGGUUUAUAAAUAAACAGAUAAGAACGCAUUUGUUGUCGAAUAGUGAAUUGCCUGCUACAUUUGACAGAAUUCACUUUUCGCAUGCAUUUGGUUUUGGAGCAGCUGCUGGUUUUAUUUCUGGCGUAUUAACACAUCCAUUCGAUGUGAUUAAAACUCACAGACAAGUAGAUUUCGGAAAGUAUUCGGUUUCAUUUAAUCAUCUUCACCCAACAUCAACGUGGACAUUACUGCAUAAUUUGUAUAUUAAAAAUGGUCUUCCUGCCUUGUUUUCUGGUUUCACACCUAGAAUAAUUAAAACAACCGGCGCUUCUGCAAUAAUGAUUGCCGUCUUUGAAAGUUUAAAAGAAAAAGUUGUAAAUAUCGGAACAAGGUUGUAGAUCACUGAUGACGAAACAUUUCGUUUGGAUUACAACGUCGAUAUGUUCGUGCACUAGGCUAAUAUUUCACAACUCCAACUUAAAUGCAAUGAAUGAAACUACUUCUUUACUGUUUAGCUAACUAGAGUGAGAAGUGCAGUCUGUGUAUAGAUGUUUUGUUGAUCAAGACCCCAGAACAAUAAAAUUAAUGAAAUAUAUAUCGACGAAAAUUACUUUACAGAAUUUCAUGAAAUUUGGUAACUGCCUCUAAACACAAGUCGUAAUGAAAAAAAUGCAUUAAGAGCUGAACUCAAACUCACCUUGAGUCAGUAUUUCGGAAUGGUGCACCAACAACAAAUGUUGCGUUAUGGACGUGAAUACACUCGAUCUACUACCGCUCAUAAAUAAACCGCGCUUAAUAAAUCACUUUUUACCUUCAACUGACCGCUUACAACUCACCAGUUCAUAGCUUUAUUGGUGUUCUUACAGACUGAUCUCUUGAUCUUUUAGAAGUAAAGGUGAAGUUAUUCUACUUAGAAUUAUUUAUCUAGACUUAAAAGUUGUGAAGAUUUGAACUCUUUCAACACAUCAUUUUAGAAUACGCACGAAACUACUUGUUUUACCAAUUAGUUUUAACAUCAACUUUUGAUGUAUUUUACGUGUGUGAUCAAAAUAGCCUAACCAUUUAUCUCAUUUAACUUUGUUUGACCCACCACACAUUUUUCUGUUGAGUCCCUGUUCAUAACGUUCAUAUUUCUAAACCGAACUUGAUUAAUUUCUGAGUGAACUUUAUAUAAAUAAUCUAAAUAGUAAAAACUGAAAAUACAUUUGAAUAAAGAAACCUAAUUACCAAGUAGAUAAAGUGUUACAUGAUAAUUACCAUCUGGAAAUUAUCUUAUAGCUUUUAUUCCACAAAUCCAUUCUUUUUCUCAAAC